AUGUUUUUCAUUGAGUUUCUCCGAAUUCAGUUAAUUAGAAAGGAGAAGAUUUUGAAAUGUUUCCUGUUACAGGUGCACGAAUCACGUCUGCUUCCGAAAAAUAUUGAAAUUGCUUACGAACGGCUGAAAUAUGCUUUGGAUCGACAUGUGAAUGGAGAUGAAUGCUAUGAGGAGCAGUAUAAACGUCUACAAAGAGAGAAGGAAGCGAAAGCCAAGCGGAAGCGGGAGCUUCAUCGAAGGCAACGAUCGGAAGCUGAAGGAAUGAAGGAAUCGCCUAAUUCUGAGUGA
This is a messenger RNA of Haemonchus placei, 288 nucleotides long. The record is from the annotation of a GenBank genome assembly. Lineage: Eukaryota; Metazoa; Nematoda; Chromadorea; Rhabditida; Trichostrongylidae.